AAAAAAACUCAUUUUGAAACCAAAUUAGAUUUAAACGUUGCACGUUUUUCUUCGCCACUUGCAGAUUUUGCUUUAACCAUCCCUUGAGACAGCAUUACAGGUUUGCAUGCAGAUUCUGAGAGUGGUCUGACAGUUUUUUGGCUCACAUGCAUCGACCGCCCACCUGUAGGCUUUUAUGAGUGAUGGUUAUCUCUCGCUCUGACAGUGGGACUCGCACUCAUUGUGUUGCACUGGGUCUAGUUGCACUUCUCUGGAUGUGCAGUUGUGAUCUGUAACGUGGCCAGAGACGGUGUGCACAUGGCUACAGGUAAAAUUUCGUAUCCUUCGGUGUUUGUGGUGGACAGCCCCACGAGACCCCCUCCGCUGCCGCCCAAACCUGGCUAUAGACAGCGGCAGAAGCGGAUCCAGACGCUGCUGGUGAUCCUGGUCAUUCUGGCUCUGUGUGGAAUGACCAUUGAGGCUUGCUUCAUCUACCGGCUGUACUCAACCAAAGAACAGCCUACCACUCCAAAUGAACCUCAGACUGCCAUGAGAAAACAAGAGAAAGAAGAUGUCGCACUCGGCAAACACAAACAUCUUGGAGAAAUGAAGCCGUCAAAACCAAUGGCACAACUGACAACUGGUAAUUCAACUGUUAAUGGAGUCGUGCUGUGGAAUGAGCAUCAGGAAUCCAUCCUCCACCAAGUCAAACUCAAGCCAGCUGAGGGGAAACUCGUCAUGGAGAAAGAGGGAUAUUAUUCCGUCUACUCUAAGAUCCACUUCCGGGAGGAUAAAAUCACAUGCACCCACUCUGUACUGCGGACUACAGAUCGAUAUGGGGCUGAGAUUCUGCUUCUCCAGUCCUCUAGGUUUCAUCUUAAACUCCAGAGGCCGGGAAUCAUAGACAACAGCUUCCUCAGCGGCAUGUUUCAUCUCUACAAAGGAGAUGCUGUCUUUGUCAGGGUGAAAAAUUGUUCACUUGUGUUGUCCAAUGCUGCUGAGAUCUACUUUGGUGUGUUCAUGGUUUAGAUUAAAUCUGGAGUCUGACUUUUACCAAACAAUCUCAGAGGG
This is a messenger RNA of Rhinichthys klamathensis goyatoka, 1050 nucleotides long. RefSeq names its product TNF superfamily member 14 (gene tnfsf14a). Gene Ontology annotation, biological process: immune response. The coding region runs from base 298 to 1008 and encodes 236 amino acids. Gene Ontology annotation, cellular component: membrane. Gene Ontology annotation, molecular function: tumor necrosis factor receptor binding. Lineage: Eukaryota; Metazoa; Chordata; Actinopteri; Cypriniformes; Leuciscidae. The record is from RefSeq and is a predicted model, not a curated record. The transcript has 4 exons.